AUGGUCAGCCAAGCGUCUGUAGCAGUUGAUUCUAAGGUCAUUUCAAGUAUUAAACAUGGCUAUAUGCUCUUAGUAGGUAUUUCCACUGAAGAUUCUAUAGCCGAGGUGGAAAAAUUAUCCAAGAAGGUUCUCAAUUUGAGAAUCUUUGAGGAUGACUCCAAGAAUUUGUGGAAGAAAAACAUUAAAGAGGUUAACGGUGAAAUUCUAUCUGUGUCCCAAUUCACAUUGAUGGCAAGGACCAAGAAGGGAACCAAACCUGACUUCCACCUAGCUCAAAAGGGUCACAUUGCUAAAGAGCUUUACGAAGAGUUUUUGAAAUUACUAAGAAACGAUUUAGGGGAAGAGAAAGUUAAAGAUGGUGAGUUCGGGGCCAUGAUGAGCUGUUCGUUAACCAAUGAGGGCCCAGUUACGAUAAUACUUGAUACUGAUUAG
Saccharomyces eubayanus is the source of this 432-nucleotide messenger RNA. It is a transcript of the gene DTD1, whose product is annotated as D-tyrosyl-tRNA(Tyr) deacylase. Bases 1 to 432 code for a protein of 143 amino acids. The transcript has 2 exons. Gene Ontology annotation, molecular function: D-tyrosyl-tRNA(Tyr) deacylase activity. Lineage: Eukaryota; Fungi; Ascomycota; Saccharomycetes; Saccharomycetales; Saccharomycetaceae. The record is from RefSeq and is a predicted model, not a curated record. Gene Ontology annotation, cellular component: cytoplasm. Gene Ontology annotation, biological process: tRNA metabolic process.